Colletotrichum graminicola M1.001 is the source of this 2394-nucleotide messenger RNA. Its product is annotated as phosphoribosylamine-glycine ligase. Bases 1 to 2394 code for a protein of 797 amino acids. Gene Ontology annotation, molecular function: ATP binding; phosphoribosylamine-glycine ligase activity; phosphoribosylformylglycinamidine cyclo-ligase activity. The transcript has a single exon. Lineage: Eukaryota; Fungi; Ascomycota; Sordariomycetes; Glomerellales; Glomerellaceae. The record is from RefSeq and is a predicted model, not a curated record. Gene Ontology annotation, cellular component: cytosol. Gene Ontology annotation, biological process: 'de novo' IMP biosynthetic process; adenine biosynthetic process.
AUGACUUUGGCCGGCAGUGUGCGCAUUCUGCUCAUUGGCAACGGCGGCCGAGAGCAUGCCCUCGCCUGGAAGCUCAGCCAGUCACCUCUAGUCGAAUCUAUUUUUGCUGUUCCUGGUAAUGGAGGCACCGCGACCUGCCCCAAGACCACCAAUAUAACCGAUGUCGCCGCCAAUGACUACCCCGCCCUCGUACAGUUCGCUAAGUCCAAGUCCGUGACUCUCGUCGUUCCCGGCCCUGAGGCCCCGCUCGUCGACGGCGUCGAGGCCUAUUUCCGCGCUGCCGCUAUCCCGUGCUUUGGGCCCUCCAAGGAAGCCGCCCAGAUGGAGGGGAGCAAGACUUUCUCCAAAGAUUUCAUGAAGAAGUACAACAUCCCAACCGCCGCAUACGAAAAUUUCUCCGACUACAAGCAGGCUGUGGCCUACGUUGACAGUGUAUCCCAUGACGUCGUCAUCAAAGCUACUGGCCUCGCAGCCGGCAAGGGUGUUAUCAUCCCUACUACCAAGGAAGAGGCCAAAGACGCGCUCAAACAGAUAAUGGUGGACAAGGCUUUUGGUUCUGCCGGCGACGAGGUUGUCAUUGAAGAGUUUCUUGCAGGUGACGAGCUGAGCAUCCUGACUUUCAGCGAUGGCACCCACACUUUGUCUCUUCCUCCCGCCCAGGAUCAUAAGCGCAUUGGGGACGGCGACCAAGGUCCCAACACAGGAGGCAUGGGUUGCUACGCUCCGACAACCAUUGCCACCAAGGAACUGAUUCGCAAGAUCGAGGAUGAGGUUGUUCAGCCUACUAUUGCCGGCAUGCGAAAGUCGGGCUACCCCUUCCGCGGCGUCCUGUUCACUGGACUCAUGAUUACCAGCCAGGGCCCUAAGGUUCUCGAGUACAAUGUCAGAUUUGGCGACCCUGAGACGCAGACAGUCCUACCCCUCCUCUCUGCUGAGACGGAUCUUGCUGAGAUUAUGCUGGCUUGUACGGCUCAUGAGGCCCGUCUUGACUGCGUCAAUAUUAAGGUCGAAAACAAGUACAGUGCCACUGUUGUGGUGGCUGCUGGUGGCUACCCUGGUUCGUAUGCCAAGGGUACGCCUAUGGUGGUUGGCCAGCCGACAUCUCCAGACAUCACCAUUUUCCAUGCAGGCACCAAUCUGUCGCCCGAGGGUCGGCUACAGACAUCAGGCGGUCGUGUCAUUGCUGUCAAUGCCACUGCUGAUACCCUUGAGGCUGCUGUAAAGAAGGCCUACGAGCAAGGCGUUACGCUCAUCGACUUCGAUAAGAUGUACUAUCGCAAGGACAUUGCCCACCGUGCAUUCCGUUCACGCCAGGACAAGGAGGCUCUGACAUAUGCUGGGGCAGGUGUCAGUGUUGACGCAGGCAACGAAUUUGUUGAGCGCAUUAAGAAAGCAGUGCGUGCUACCAAACAGCCGGGUGCUGAUGCUGAAAUUGGAGGCUUUGGUGGCGAGAUGGACUUGGCCAAGUGUGGUCUUCAGCUGGACAACGGCGAGCUCCCUGUUGUGGUUGGCGCCAUCGAUGGCGUGGGUACCAAGCUAAUGAUCGCACAGAAAAUGCAGAAGCAUGAUACUGUGGGCAUUGACUUGGUUGCCAUGAACGUUAACGAUCUUGUUGUCCAAGGCGCCCGGCCCUUGAUGUUUCUAGACUACUAUGGAUGCAGCAAGCUGGAUCUGAGCACUGCUGCGUCCUUUGUUGAAGGUGUUGCUGCAGGCUGCAUUGACGCUGGAUGCACCCUUGUUGGUGGUGAGACAGCUGAGAUGCCUGGCAUGUACCAGAAGGACGACUACGAUGCGGCUGGCUGCGCGUUUGGUGUCAUGGUGAAUAGCCAGAGACUGCCACGCCAGAGCGACAUGGUUGCUGGUGACAUACUACUCGGUUUGGCCUCCAGUGGCGUUCACUCAAAUGGCUUCUCUUUGGUCCGCCGCAUUCUGGAACGGGAAGGUCUAGCAUAUACCGACGCAGCUCCAUGGGAUGCUGACAAGACUGUGGGCGAGAGCCUAUUGACUCCUACCAGAAUCUAUGUCAAGAGUUUGCGCGGUGUCAUUGAAGCUCGUCUUGUCAAGGGGUUGGCACACAUUACGGGAGGGGGUCUUAUUGACAAUGUUCCCCGCAUGUUGCCAGAGCACCUUGCUGCUGAGAUUGACUUGACGGCGUGGGAGAUGCCUGCUGUCUUCAGAUGGCUGAAAAUGAGCGGCAAUGUCGAGCCCUACCAGAUGGUUCGCACUUUCAACACAGGCAUUGGAAUGGUGGCUGCAGUUGAUGUGGCCCAUGCCAAGGAUGCCGUUGCCGCCCUGGAGGCAGCCGGAGAGAAGGUUUUCCUGCUAGGACAGCUUGUGCCACGUGCUGGCGGUGAGCCGCAUUGCAGGGUGCUUAACCUGGAUAGCUGGGCUUAA